AUGGAUAUUUUCAACUGCCAAUAUUGCUCAGUGUCUCCUUUCGAGUAUAUUUUAGAUUUUAUAUAUGGCGAAAACCUACCAAAAAAAGAGGAGAAAAAAAGUUCCAAUGUGACAUACGACGAUAGUACCAGUAAUGACGUAUCUCAAGUUAUAUCCAAAGUAGGAGAUCAAAUAGAAAAAAGAUCAACCAAUGAAAUUUUACUAUUAUGUAGGGCUUGGGAAAAUUACGUGCAUCCUCGAGCCAAGGAAUACUGGAAGGAUUCACAGCAACUUCAAAACAUUUUAUGCAAAAUUGCAAAUGGAAUCACAAAAAAUGACGAUCCUAUUUUAGGAGAUGAUUAUGCAUGUGUCUUUUGGUACGGAGAUAAAAACAAAAAUGAUAACUGUCCUAUCAUAUCAGUGAAAAAAGGAAAUGACAAUGUGGAAACAAUUACUUAUGUUAAUAGAGUCCUCAUUUUUCUUUAUGCAGAUGAAGCCAGCUUUCAGGAGUUGCAAAAAAAGCCGAAGAAGGCCUUUACCAUGGCAUGUGGAAAUAUCAACUGUAUCAAUUUGACGCACAUUUCUUUGGAUGAUUAG
Messenger RNA from Plasmodium gonderi, 576 nucleotides. RefSeq lists its product as hypothetical. Lineage: Eukaryota; Apicomplexa; Aconoidasida; Haemosporida; Plasmodiidae. The transcript is spliced from 4 exons. The record is from RefSeq and is a predicted model, not a curated record. Bases 1 to 576 code for a protein of 191 amino acids.